AUGGCCAAAUCUCCCGAUCCUGUGCUUCCCUUCUUCUGUCUCGAUUUUCGCAUUAACUCCGGAAUGAGAACGGUGAGUGACCGUCUUGUGGGCUCUUAUCCGCCGCACGACUUUUUCGUGGCAACUCCAUCUUCAAGAAGAAAGACCUCGGCGAUGAAAAAGUCACCCAACGGUACGAAUUAUGUAGAGAUCGACCACAUUCUCAUCACCGAAGGUGGUGCUUACUAA
Molecule: messenger RNA, 228 nt
Organism: Strongylus vulgaris
Lineage: Eukaryota; Metazoa; Nematoda; Chromadorea; Rhabditida; Strongylidae
Source: the annotation of a GenBank genome assembly